AUGUCAUACCUCAAUAAUCCUGCUGUUGUCAUGGACAAUGGUACAGGAUUGACCAAAUUGGGAUUUGCAGGUAACGACUCGCCCUCAUGGGUGUUCCCAACGGCAAUUGCGACUGCGCAGCCUUCCAAGACGGCCAAGAGUAGCAGUAUGAGCGGUAUGGGCCAGAGCGGGAGCGGUAUGGGCGCUGGCGGGUCUGCAUUCUUUGGCAACACGACGUCGGCGACGUCGUUCACGGGCUUUACGUCAUCUUCUUUGAUGUCGAACAACCUGGCUGGGAAGCGCGGGACGGAGGACCUCGACUUUUACAUUGGCAACGAGGCGCUGGCAGCGGCACAGGGGCCGUCGUACUCGCUGUCCUAUCCGAUCAGACACGGGCAGGUGGAGGACUGGAACCACAUGGAGCGGUUCUGGGAGAACUCGAUCUUCAAGUACCUGCGGACAGAGCCGGAAGACCACUUCUUCCUGCUGACGGAGCCUCCUUUGAACCCGCCCGAGAACAGGGAGCAGGUGGCGGAGAUUUUCUUUGAGUCGUUCAACUGCGCAGGCCUGUACAUCGCGGUGCAAGCUGUGCUGGCUCUCGCCGCGUCAUGGACUUCGUCGAAGGUAACAGACCGGUCCCUGACGGGUACAGUGAUUGACUCCGGCGAUGGUGUCACACAUGUGAUUCCUGUUGCAGAGGGCUAUGUGAUUGGCUCCGCGAUCAAACACAUCCCGAUUGCCGGACGGGACAUCACCCUUUUCAUCCAGUCGCUGCUACGUGAGCGGGGCGAGGUGGACACUUCGUUGCGCACGGCUGAGCGCAUAAAGCAGGAAUACUGCUACGUGUGUCCUGACAUUGUCAAGGAGUUUAACAAGUUCGACAGGGACGCCACGAAAUUUGCACAGUUUAUCGUGGAAAACAAGGAGAAGACGCAGAAGAAGGUGGUCGAUGUUGGAUACGAGAGGUUCUUGGCUCCUGAGAUUUUCUUCAACCCCGAGAUUGCAUCCUCAGACUUCCUCACGCCAUUGCCCACGGUGGUAGAUCAGACCAUCCAGGCCUGUCCGAUUGAUGUUCGUAAGGGCCUCUACAACAACAUCGUCCUAUCCGGCGGCUCCACAAUGUUCAAGGACUUUGGUCGCAGGCUACAGAGAGAUCUGAGAUCCAUAGUCAACAACAGAAUUGCACAGAGCGAGUUGUUGAGCGGCACGAAGUCCACUGGUGUAGAGGUCCAGGUGAUCUCACACAGAAGGCAGCGGAAUGCUGUGUGGUUCGGUGGUUCUCUGUUGGCCCAGACUGCCGAAUUCAAGAGCUACUGUCAUACGAAGAAGGAUUAUGAGGAAUAUGGCCCACAAAUUGUCAGGAACUUCAGCUUAUUUAACAUGGUCUGA
Molecule: messenger RNA, 1368 nt
Organism: Eremothecium gossypii ATCC 10895
Lineage: Eukaryota; Fungi; Ascomycota; Saccharomycetes; Saccharomycetales; Saccharomycetaceae
Gene: ARP3
Product: actin-related protein 3
Exons: 1
Coding region: 1-1368 (455 amino acids)
Biological process (GO): Arp2/3 complex-mediated actin nucleation
Cellular component (GO): Arp2/3 protein complex; actin cortical patch
Molecular function (GO): actin filament binding
Source: RefSeq, marked provisional